AUGUCGAUGACUUCAAAAACUUGGAAGGUCGGGAUCGUGGGAUGUGGCUCAAGCGCCAAAAUAUUUCAGAUUCCGUUCAUCCAGGCAUUGCCAGAGUACAAACUUCAUGCCAUCGUCCAAAGAUCACCGAAAGUGGGAAAUGAUGCAGCAAAAGAGCAUAUAGAUGACAUACUGAAAGAACGUGCGGUAGACUUGGUUGCGAUUUCGAUGCCCAGUGAAUCGCACUAUUCAUUGACCAAGUCGGAGUCUUCUGCACAUAAACAUGGUAGAGGAUGCAACAGCGCUGUGCUGAAAUGGGGUUUGAUCAUAGUUCUUUGCGAGAAACUAUUUACCCUCGUAGCCGGUAGGGCUGAUGAGCUUGUAGCUCUAGCUAAAGAACGGCAACAGGUCCUUGUGGUGUAUCACAAUAAGUGGCAGAGUCGAUCUUCAUCCUUUUCGCUUGACAAACAUCAGAUCUGCCAAUUAUAUGAAAGAUAUGAUCGCUGA
Molecule: messenger RNA, 486 nt
Organism: Penicillium manginii
Lineage: Eukaryota; Fungi; Ascomycota; Eurotiomycetes; Eurotiales; Aspergillaceae
Product: Gfo/Idh/MocA family protein
Exons: 3
Coding region: 1-486 (161 amino acids)
Molecular function (GO): nucleotide binding
Source: RefSeq, a predicted model, not a curated record